Messenger RNA from Nelumbo nucifera (sacred lotus), 3322 nucleotides. Its product is annotated as putative disease resistance RPP8-like protein 2. Gene Ontology annotation, biological process: defense response to other organism. NCBI's taxonomy places the organism in Eukaryota, Viridiplantae, Streptophyta, Magnoliopsida, Proteales, Nelumbonaceae. The record is from RefSeq and is a predicted model, not a curated record. Gene Ontology annotation, molecular function: ADP binding.
GCAAUCGGCCCUAUAACGCGAGAAGUCAAUGAAUUCAGAUGAUGUGAAAAGAAAGAGAUAAAGAGGCGAUUCUCAGUUUCUCUCAGCGAUUGUAGAUCUGUUACAAGUUACAACAGAGAACAAUGGCUGAGAGCGUUUUCAGAUUUCUGUUGGAGAAAUUGAGCUCGCUGUUGUCUGAUGAAGCUAAUCUCCUCCUCGGAGUGAAACAGCAGAGCGGAUCACUCCAGAAUCAAUUCCGAUUGAUUACAGCCUUUCUCAAGGAUGCUGAUAAGAAACAGCAGAGUAGCACACUGAUGGAAGAAUGGGUGAGCCAGAUGAGAGACUUGGUCUACGAGGCCGAGGAUGUUAUAGAUUUGCUCCUUCUAAAAGCAGAGCAACGACGUCAGCAAAACAUCUGUCUCAGGUAUGUCACCUAUCCCUUCCACUUUGUCACUCUCCACAAGACGGGAAAAAGGAUACAAGAGAUCAACAGAAAGUUGGGCAUAUUAUUAUAUGCCAAUAAACCACUUCUUGAGAUACAAACUAUUGAGGAUGCAGGAGAAAGUUCAGGUCAUUCCAACGAACCCCUGCAGCGGAAACGAAGAAGAGAUCUCAAUGUUGAAGAAGGUGACGUAGUAGGCUUUCACAAGGAAGAAGAGGAGGUAACUCGAUUGCUAACACGAGAUGAUGGCCGGCAACUCAUUACUGUUUCCAUCGUGGGUAUGGGCGGUUUGGGCAAGACCACCCUUGCUCGAAAAAUUUACAAUAGCUUUCAUGUUAAACAACACUUUGAUGUUAGUACAUGGGUUUAUGUCUCUCAACAAUUUAAGAUAACAGAACUACUGCAGGCUGCCAUUAAAGGAAUUAAAGUGAACCUCACGGACGAAGAGAGAAGGGAGUUAUGGAUGAAGGACGAGGAAGAUUUGAAGGCCAUGUUGUCUAAUCUUUUGAAUCAAAAGAAAUGCCUCAUAGUUUUUGAUGAUCUAUGGAAGAUAGAGGAUUGGGAGAGUUUAAAAGUUGCACUUGUUGAUCCUGAUGAAGGUAAGCAUUGUAGAGUGCUAAUUACUACUCGCAAUGAAGAUGUAGCCAGGCAUGCUGACCCAUCCAUUGAACCCUGUAGAUUGCUUCAUUUGAACAAGGAAGAGAGUUUGGAGCUCUUCUGGAAGAAGGUAUUCCCUUCUGAAGCACAAAUUAAUGUUGUGGAGACCAAAAAAAUAUUGCAAUUCUUGGCAGAGAAGAUUGUUGAUAAGUGCGGUGGAUUGCCGCUUGCUAUUGUACUACUGGGAGGCCUUUUGUGCCGGAAAAGGAAGACAGCUGAUGAAUGGUCCAGAAUUCAAGUUGGUCUCGAUAGGCAUCUAAACAAUUGUGAAGAAAUCUUGGCUUUCAGUUACAGAGAUUUGCCGUAUCAGUUAAAACCUUGUUUUCUCUAUUUUGGUCUUUUACCAGAAGACCAUGCCAUCAGAAGUUGUAUAAUGAUUGAUAUUUGGAAGUCAGACGGCUUAAUACGAGGAAGACCAGGUAAAAGAAUGGAAGAUGUAGCAGAGGAAUACCUAGAAGAGCUGAUUCAAAGAAGUAUGGUCCAGGUAACAGAAUGGCGCUCCAAUGACGAAAUUUAUAUGUGUCGUAUCCAUGAUCUUUUACGGGAUUUGGCGAUUAAGGAAGCUGAGAAAGAAAAUUUCUUUCAAAUCAAUGGGAAGAAUAGAUUGUCCCCGAAUAGAUCACGCAGACUCGCCAUCCAUCCUCAUGAUGAUACGCAUGACAACACUACAACUACUGGUAUGUCUCAAUCCACAGCUCUAAGCAAUCUUCGUUCAUUUUUGUGCUUCACCGAUAGCCUCCCAAAGGACACAUGGAAGUCCCUUUUUAGAGGCUUCAAACUGCUAAGGGUAUUGGACCUAAGUGAUGUAAAGGACAUAGAGAGCUUACCCAAGGAAAUCGGACAACUUGUCCAUCUCGAACACUUGAACCUGUCCAGAACUCUAAUUCGGGCACUCCCAUCUUGUAUAGGCAAUCUCCGAAAUUUAAAAACCCUUAUUUUAGAGGAAACUUGCAUCAAAAGCCUACCCAUUACAAUAAUAUUAAAACUGAAGCAAUUAAGAAAUUUGGUGCAUUGUCUUUAUUUCUAUACUGCUGAUGACAAAGCUGCCGUCUUUGAUGAGUUUGAAAGGAGUACUUGUAACUGUUAUGGUGUUGCUUCUCUUCCUCCUCCAAGAAUCGACUCUCUACCAAACCUCGAGAUCCUACUGAUGCAUGCAGGCAGUUGGAUAAAUGGUGGGCUCGAUAAAUUAACAAAGCUUAGACAACUAAUGAUAUUCGGUGAAGAAGAUUUGGGAGGAUUUUGUGGGGAGGCAUUACUGAAUGCCAUUUGUAAAUUGAACCAACUUAGAAAUUUAGCGCUGGAAGCAUCAAAAUGUUCAUUCUUGCCUCUUGCCGAUGUUUCAUUUGCACAACACUCUUACCUCUACGAUUUGAGAUUAGUUGGAAAAAUUGGGCCAACUGGAAGACUACCUCCAUCCUGUGAUUUCCCACCUAGUCUCACUGGAUUGUUAUUGAAGAAUACACAUCUAAGGCAGGAAGACAACCCAAUGGCGACGUUAGGAGAGCUAAUAAAUCUAAGGGAGCUCCUCUUGAGAUCCAAUGCGUUUGACGGAAUGACAAUGGCUUUCUCUGCAGGGGGGUUUCCCAACCUCCGACAAUUAUGCCUUCUUGAAUUGGAUAAAUUAGAGUAUAUGGAAUUGGAUCAAGGAACACUGCCAAAUCUCAAGGAAUUAUAUAUAGCGGGAUGCUUUGAAUUGAAGAUGCUUCCCGAUGGGUUGAGACACAUCAGCACCAUGCCGAAACUUGUUCUAAGAAGGAUGCCCAAGCAAUUCAUUGAUAGGGUCCGAGAAGAUGGAGAAGAUUGGGAGAAGAUCAAGCACGUGCCCUAUAUAUCCUUCUAAAGCAGGAGUAGAAGAGAGUGACACGACACAGCAUCAACUUACUCUUCUUCACAGCUGGGAGAUGACAUUGCCGUGCCAGUGAUUUAAUUGCUUAUGCCUUCUUCACAUGUGACAGAUGGUUCCGGCGGAUCAACGGUAUGAGUGCAAAAGAGGCAAUCAGUGGGUUCUCUGUUCAAGGAUUUAGAGAUGCUUUCUAAUAAAUUUCAGAGAUUAUGCCAUAUUAUGAUUGAUGGUGAUGCUUUAAAUGCAUAACCAGGAGUCAGUGUGCAAUUCUUAAUUUCUAAGUAAGACAUAUGUUUUAUUGAUUAGUGUUUUUUUUUUCUUUUUUCUUUCGUGUGUAUAGUUAUGUUUGUUUGCAGAUACAUGUUAUCUCAGUUGUAUUAAUAUUGCAGUUUCUGGAGCUC